Molecule: messenger RNA, 1856 nt
Organism: Aphanomyces invadans
Lineage: Eukaryota; Oomycota; Saprolegniomycetes; Saprolegniales; Verrucalvaceae
Exons: 2
Coding region: 349-1731 (460 amino acids)
Biological process (GO): transmembrane transport
Molecular function (GO): transmembrane transporter activity
Source: RefSeq, a predicted model, not a curated record
CGCAAGUUACACACAUCACUAGCCAAAGAUCCAUCAAGUUGGUGCAGUGCAGGUGCACUCAGAGUCGAAUUCGCCAGCGAUGCCCAAGUCCAUCCAAGAAGGCAGGCCGCUUCUGGUUGCAUCAGCCUCCGUGGCGACGGCGCCUCGUUACUUCUAUCCGCACGUUCCAAAAUGGCAUGUGUGGAGCACGGCGUCGCCCAUGUUCCGGUUCUGGUUCCUCGUGCUGCUGUCCCUAAUCCCGUUCGCUGCGCACUUCGUCACGGUGCGAUGCAGCGACAGUGAAUUGCAUGGGGUGUAUGCUUCCUCAUCUCAUGGACGUAGAAUGAAUUGGGUGCGCUGCAGCAAUUUAUGCUUGACGACAAGACAUUUCCCAUCUCCAACACCAUGUAUGGCGCCCUGAACUCGGCCGUGAGCGUGCCCAAUAUGAUUAUUCCGUUCUUUGGCGGACAUAUCAUGGACUCCCGUGGUCACUUUUCGAUCCUCUGCUUUCUCGUCCUCAUGUGCAUCGGCCACUCGAUCGUCGCGUUUGGCAUGCAACAGCACACGUUCUGGAUGGCGAUUCUCGGACGAGUGAUCUACGGCCUUGGCGGUGGCAGCGUCAUCGUCGGUGUACGCGCCAUGGUGUCGUACUGGUUUGAUUCCAACGAGAUUACUUUUGCCGUCGGGGUCAUGGUCGCCUUCACCAGUUUGGCUAAGGUUCUGGCCAAAUCGACGGUGGCCCCCAUCGCGAUGUACUUUGGGAGCUACACGUAUGGUCUUCUCUACGGCCUCGCUGUGUGUUUUCUUUCGUGCGCUGUCGCGGUUGUAUCCGUGCAAUACAUUCAUCGCCUCAAACAGCUCAAGCGCAAGUUUAAGCAACAGCUUGGAGCGACAACCACGUCCACGCUUGCACAGCCUUCCGAAGCUGCUAUGGACCCCGCCCUGCCGUGGCUCAAUGCAUACUUGCAAGCCCCGGGGAAGCGCUUCCGACCUGCGGCCAUUGUCGCUUCGAACCACAUGCCAUCGCUAUCCUCGCUUCGAGAAUUCCCACUCAUGUUUUGGGUCCUCGUGAUCAUGCACGUCGUAUAUGCAAAUGUGUUCCAUUUGUUUUUGAACAUCUCGAGCAGCUACUUGUACCAAGUCCACGGGUACUCGGUCAUCGAGUCUGGGAUUGUGACCAGUCUCUCCCACGUCCUCGUUCUCUUUGCCCCCGUGGCCGGUCUCAUCAUUGAUCGAACGGGGGGCCGCGUCAUUGUGGUUGUAGCGUCUGCUGCGUUGGGCGUUGUGACGUACGGCCUGCUGCUGUUCACGUCGACGUCGCCAGUCGUGGCACUCCUCUUGGUGUCGAUCUGUCUCUGUGCGACCCCGACGGUCCUGAUGGCCUGCGUACCUCUCACCAUUCCCAAGUCGCGCUUUGGCCUGGCGUUCGGGAUCGCCGAAGUUUUCGAUGCCGUCGGGACGUUCUCGGGCAACCUCGUCGUGGGAUACAUCCGCGACGCCACCGGGAGCUACACCCCCGUCAUACACCUCUUUUUCACGUUGGCAUGGAUUCUCCUGGGCAUGUGUAUCGUCUUGGCCGUCCUAGACAGUCGCCAUGGCAACAUUCUCUCUGGGAAGAAGCAAGAAAAUCACGCCAAUGUCACUGUCGCUAACGACGAUGAUGUCGUUGUGGACAUUCGUCAUGGGAUGUACGAAGCCACCAGCAGCGACGACGACGAGGCUGGCCGGCCUGCCAGCAAGGACUCCAAGUAGGCUCUCCAUAAAUAUAUUCUAGUUAACUCAGGGUACAGUGGUGUAAGUAUGCGGGGACGGUGCGCUCGGGCUGCUCGUGUGGCUAUCGGCCGAUGCGGCGUUGCCUAAACUCCCCAACGAGAGCG